UUCUCGCCACACAAAUGUACAUAAACUUACCACCCUCCAACCUCCCAAGAAGAAAGAAAGAACUCUAGAAGAAGAUUAACCAGAGAGAGUAGAAAAGGAUUAUUUUGUGUUUCUUUUCUAUAAUCUCUCUGUAAGCUCUCUGUCUCUGGGUCUGUUCAAGAGACAGAGCAGUUUUCUUGAGGCAAAAACUUCCAGCAAUGGCGUCUCUAGUGUCUUCACCAUUCACAUUGCCUGCCUCCAAGGUAGACCACCUCUCCUCUCUUUCUCAAAAGCAUUUUUUGCUUCAUUCCUUCCUACCCAGGAAGCUAAAUCAAUACAGUAGCAGUAGAACUGGCUUAAGAGUGAAAUGUGCUGCAACUGGCAAUGGUUUGUUCACCCAAACCACUCCAGAAGUCCGUCGAAUUCUUCCCGACCAAAAGCCAGGCUUACCCAGAGUUAAAAUAGUCUAUGUGGUACUUGAAGCUCAAUACCAGUCUUCCCUCUCAGCUGCCGUCAGGUCCCUCAACAGCAAAGGGCGGUACGCUUCGUUCGGAGUUGUUGGUUACUUGGUCGAAGAGCUUCGAGAUGAAUCUACUUACCAGACAUUCUGUAAAGAUCUUGAGGAUGCUAACAUCUUUAUUGGUUCGCUUAUUUUCGUGGAAGAGCUCGCAAGGAAGGUCAAGGCAGCCGUUGAAAAGGAGAGAGACAGACUGGAUGCAGUUCUGGUGUUCCCUUCUAUGCCUGAAGUGAUGAGACUAAACAAGUUGGGUUCAUUCAGUAUGUCACAGCUCGGGCAGUCCAAGAGUCCCUUCUUCCAGCUCUUCAAGAAAAAGAAGUCCUCUGCGGGUUUCGCAGAUAGCAUGUUGAAGCUUGUGAGGACUCUGCCCAAGGUUCUCAAGUACUUACCAAGCGAUAAGGCUCAAGAUGCUCGGCUGUAUAUACUUAGUCUGCAAUUCUGGCUUGGAGGAUCCCCGGAUAAUUUGCAGAAUUUCAUCAAGAUGAUUUCUGGGUCAUAUGUUCCGGCUCUUAAAGGAGCUAAGAUUGAAUAUGCGGAUCCGGUUCUGUUCCUAGACACUGGGAUAUGGCAUCCUUUGGCUCCUUGUAUGUAUGAUGAUGUGAAGGAGUACUUGAAUUGGUAUGGAACUAGAAAGGAUGCCAAUGAGAAGCUGAAGGAUCCGAAUGCUCCUGUUAUUGGGUUGGUUUUGCAGAGAAGCCAUAUUGUUACCGGGGAUGAUGGCCACUAUGUAGCUGUGAUCAUGGAGUUGGAGGCAAGAGGGGCCAAGGUGAUACCAAUAUUUGCCGGUGGGCUUGAUUUCUCCGGGCCAGUGGAGAAGUUCUUCAUUGAUCCAAUCAGCAAAAAACCUUUUGUACACUCGGCGGUGUCACUUACAGGUUUUGCACUGGUGGGAGGGCCUGCAAGGCAGGAUCAUCCCAGAGCUGUUGAGGCAUUGACGAAGCUUGAUGUGCCAUACAUUGUCGCACUGCCAUUGGUGUUUCAGACAACAGAAGAAUGGUUAAACAGUACUCUUGGGUUGCACCCAAUCCAGGUGGCUUUGCAGGUUGCUCUUCCUGAGCUGGAUGGUGGUAUGGAGCCCAUUGUUUUCUCCGGCCGUGAUCCUAGAACUGGGAAAUCACAUGCUCUUCAUAAGAGGGUGGAGCAGCUCUGCACCAGGGCAAUCAAAUGGGCUGAACUGAAAAGGAAAACAAAGACAGAGAAGAGGCUUGCAAUCACUGUCUUUAGCUUUCCACCUGACAAGGGCAAUGUUGGAUCGGCUGCCUAUCUCAAUGUCUUUGCCUCCAUCUAUUCUGUCCUAAAGGAUCUCCAAAAGGAUGGAUACAAUGUUGAGGGCCUGCCAGAGACAGCUGAAGCCCUGAUUGAAGAUGUCAUUCAUGACAAGGAGGCACAAUUCAGCAGUCCAAACCUCAAUAUUGCAUACAAAAUGGGUGUCAGGGAGUACCAGAGCCUCACUCCAUAUGCCACUGCUUUAGAAGAGAGCUGGGGCAAGCCACCUGGAAAUCUGAACUCUGAUGGUGAGAACCUUUUGGUCUAUGGAAAGCAAUAUGGUAAUGUUUUCAUUGGUGUGCAGCCUACAUUUGGAUAUGAAGGUGAUCCAAUGCGACUCCUAUUCUCCAAAUCAGCCAGUCCACACCAUGGAUUUGCUGCAUACUACACUUUCGUUGAGAAGGUAUUCAAGGCUGAUGCAGUACUCCACUUCGGUACUCAUGGUUCACUGGAAUUCAUGCCUGGAAAACAGGUUGGGAUGAGUGAUGUAUGUUACCCUGACAGUCUCAUAGGGAACAUUCCCAAUGUAUACUAUUAUGCUGCUAACAAUCCAUCUGAAGCUACCAUUGCCAAGCGCCGCAGCUAUGCCAAUACAAUAAGCUAUCUGACACCUCCUGCAGAGAAUGCUGGGCUCUACAAAGGCCUAAAGCAGCUCAGUGAGCUGAUAUCUUCCUUCCAGUCACUUAAAGACACUGGUCGUGGGCCUCAGAUUGUGAGCUCCAUCAUCAGCACUGCUAAGCAGUGCAACCUUGACAAGGAUGUUAACCUUCCUGAAGAAGGGGAAGAACUAUCAGCCAAAGAGCGAGACCUUGUGGUUGGGAAGGUUUACUCCAAGAUCAUGGAGAUUGAGUCCCGCCUACUACCAUGUGGUCUUCAUGUCAUUGGUGAGCCACCAUCAGCCAUGGAGGCAGUUGCAACACUGGUCAAUAUUGCUGCCUUGGACCGCCCAGAAGAAGGGAUAUCCUCACUCCCAGCAAUAUUAGCUGAGACAGUGGGAAGGGAUAUAGAGGAUGUAUAUAGAGGAAAUGACAAGGGUAUACUGAAGGAUGUGGAGUUGCUACGUCAGAUUACAGAAGCAUCACGUGGAGCAAUAUCAGCCUUUGUUGAAAGGACCACAAAUAACAAGGGACAAGUGGUUGAUGUGGCUAACAAAUUGAGCUCAAUCCUUGGCUUUGGUUUGAAUGAGCCAUGGGUGCAGUAUUUGUCAAAUACAAAGUUCUACAGGGCUGACAGGGAGAAGCUUAGGACCUUGUUUCAGUUCCUGGGAGAAUGCUUGAAGUUAGUUGUUGCUGACAAUGAACUAGGGAGCUUAAAGCAAGCCUUGGAAGGUAGUUACGUAGAACCAGGACCAGGUGGAGACCCAAUCAGGAACCCCAAGGUGUUGCCAACGGGUAAGAACAUUCAUGCACUAGACCCACAGGCUAUUCCAACAGCAGCAGCAAUGCAAAGUGCAAAGGUGGUUGUGGAAAGGUUGCUUGAGAGGCAGAAGGCUGACAAUGGAGGAGAGUACCCCGAGACCGUUGCACUGGUGCUGUGGGGUACAGAUAAUAUCAAGACUUAUGGGGAAUCGUUAGCUCAAGUUUUGUGGAUGAUUGGGGUGAGACCUGUUGCAGAUACCUUUGGCCGUGUGAACAGGGUGGAGCCAGUGAGCCUUGAAGAGCUUGGACGACCUAGAAUUGAUGUUAUUGUCAAUUGCUCAGGAGUGUUUAGAGAUCUAUUCAUCAAUCAGAUGAAUCUCCUGGACAGUGCAGUGAAGAUGGUUGCAGAACUAGAUGAACCAGAAGACCAGAACUAUGUCAAGAAACAUGCAGUACAACAGGCACAAGCCCUUAGCAUUGGUCUGCGUGAGGCUGCAACUCGUGUCUUCUCCAAUGCUUCAGGCUCCUAUUCCUCCAACAUCAACCUUGCUGUUGAAAACUCAUCAUGGAAUGAUGAAAAACAACUUCAAGAUAUGUACUUAAGCCGCAAGUCAUUUGCCUUUGACUGUGAUGCCCCUGGUGCAGGGAUGACUGAGAAGCGCAAGGUCUUUGAGAUGGCACUCAGUACUGCUGAUGCCACAUUCCAGAAUCUUGACUCAUCUGAAAUAUCACUUACUGAUGUCAGCCACUACUUUGACUCAGACCCCACGAACCUUGUCCAGAACCUCCGAAAGGAUGGUAAGAAGCCCAGUGCAUACAUUGCUGACACAACAACAGCCAAUGCCCAAGUUCGAACACUUGCAGAAACCGUACGGCUUGAUGCACGAACAAAAUUGCUCAACCCCAAAUGGUAUGAAGGUAUGAUGGCUAGUGGGUAUGAGGGUGUUCGUGAAAUUGAGAAGAGACUUACUAAUACAGUUGGUUGGAGUGCCACCUCGGGCCAAGUCGACAACUGGGUAUAUGAAGAGGCAAACUCAACAUUCAUUCAAGAUGAGGAGAUGCUAAACAGGCUCAUGAACACUAAUCCAAACUCAUUCAGGAAGCUUGUACAGACUUUCCUAGAGGCAAAUGGACGUGGGUAUUGGGAGACAUCUGAGCAGAAUAUUGAAAGGUUGAGGCAGUUGUACUCAGAAGUUGAAGACAAGAUUGAGGGGAUUGAUCGAUGAAUACCUUUAAACUCAAAAAGCGCAUGUACUAAAAAUUUUAAACUUGAUCGGUUUUAGCCAGGCAUGGCUUUUCUCUGUAUUUAUGUCAUGGGAGAUGAGUUACUUGUAGCUACCAAGGACAUGGAAAUGUGAAUUUGUUUAGCAGUUUUACACUAAUAUGAAUAAAUUUUCCAAGGAUGUUUUGUAUA
Molecule: messenger RNA, 4534 nt
Organism: Nelumbo nucifera (sacred lotus)
Lineage: Eukaryota; Viridiplantae; Streptophyta; Magnoliopsida; Proteales; Nelumbonaceae
Gene: GUN5
Product: magnesium-chelatase subunit chlH, chloroplast, putative / Mg-protoporphyrin IX chelatase, putative (CHLH)
Biological process (GO): chlorophyll biosynthetic process
Cellular component (GO): chloroplast
Molecular function (GO): magnesium chelatase activity
Source: RefSeq, a predicted model, not a curated record